AUGAAGCUAACAUCCGUUCUCGGCCUUUCCGUCUGCGCCCUGGCGUACGCAGUUCCCAUCGAAAAACGCGCUGCCGACAUCGAACUGCCUGCAAAGCGUGACGACUCGACACCGGUGCCACCCGGGGGUGAAACAGUUACUUUUACGCCCUCUAACGAUGGCCCGCUCGUUGACAUCGCUGGCUUAGGACCGGAGAGGGAGAACCCUGACAUGAUCGCUGAAUUUUCUGGUACCGAUCUGCCUGCAAAGCGUGACGACUCGACACCGGUGCCACCUGGGGGUGAAAUAGUUACUUUUACGCCCUCUGACGAUGGCCCGCUCGUUGACAUCGCUGGCUUAGGACCGGAGAGGGAGAACCCUGACAUGAUCGCUGAAUUUUCUGGUACCGAUCUGCCUGCAAAGCGUGACGACUCGACACCGGUGCCACCUGGUGGUAAAACAGUUACUUUUACGCCCUCGGGCAAUAGUCCUGUUGUUGAACUCACCGGCCUGGGACCACAGAAAGAGCAACCUGGCAUUUUCGCUGGGGUUCCCGGCACCGAUCUGCCUGUCCAAACGAAGCCGGACGGUGUUGACGUGCUCGCUUAUGACGAGCCUUCCCACUAG
Molecule: messenger RNA, 606 nt
Organism: Exserohilum turcica Et28A
Lineage: Eukaryota; Fungi; Ascomycota; Dothideomycetes; Pleosporales; Pleosporaceae
Exons: 1
Coding region: 1-606 (201 amino acids)
Source: RefSeq, a predicted model, not a curated record